AUGGCAAGAUCGCCGCCAAAAUCGCCGCAGAGUAGAGCAUUCGAUGCUUUUACUGCAUCGAAUGUGACGGCGGUGUAUUCAAAAGAAGGCACACAGCUUGCUGAAGCAGCUCCACAAUUAGAUUUCCCACAACGAAUCGACGCUCCAGAGAGUAUCAAAACUCCCGCGAGAUGUUUCCCACAAACAAGAGAGGAGCGAAUCCAAAAAACGGUCUUCUCACCACAUGCUGCAGCACUGCGUACACUGAAGCAGCAGAUACGCAUGUCAUUUGACAAUGGAGCAGAUUUGGAGGCUAAGCUGAGCUGCUGCUCCUUAUCUAAGCUCAAAAAUAGUGGCAGGAAGGUAUCUUCGAGACUAAUCAAGGAAUACUCUAUGCUGGCCGAAUCAAGCAAGCGUGCAGGGCGGCACGAUGCUGAGUGCAUUGCUUAUCUAUGUCUCGGAAUCCUUUACGACAACAUUGAGGAUUACUCGAAGGCGAUUGAUUUUUAUCUACUAGUGCUUUCGAUCAGUGAAAGCACUAAAAAUAAACUGUUUAUGGGGCUUGCUACUAACUGUACUGGUGUCAACUAUCAGCUUCUCUCACUAGUAAAUGACUAUAGUUACACAGGUAAGUAUGUGAACGCGGAAAGUCGAUUGUUGCAGAACGCGCGUGUAUAUCAUCAAAAGCACCUAGAAGUGGCAGACGACGCCGGAAAGUUUGUGGCUCAUCUAAAUUUGGGUCUGACUCUUGGCUCCCUUGGCGAACCGAACGAGGCUGCUCGCCAUUACCAGGAAGCACUUCGUUUGGCUAUCCAAUUGAAUAGUGCGUAUGGUCAGAGUAUUGCUGUUGGCAACCUAGGGUUGCUAGCUAGUCGUCAAGAGGACCUAGAAACAGCAGCAGCGUGCAUGAAUCAGCAUUUACAACUCACUCAGUCUGUCAGUGAUCGCCCGGCAGAAAUAUUUGCGUGGAUCCAUCUUGGCCACCUUGCUGGCCGACAAUCUGACUUUAUUAGAGCGGAGCGGGCCUUUGAUCAGGCGUAUCGACUAGCUCAGGAAAUUGGUGAUGUCGGUACAGCAAAACAAUGUAGCUGUUACUUAGGAAUAGCUCGAGCGCGCCUUCACAUGCAAGAUUAUGUGCAUCAGCUUAGAAGCUCGCUACUGAUUAAAUAA
Messenger RNA from Plasmopara halstedii, 1149 nucleotides. RefSeq names its product Predicted G-alpha GTPase interaction protein, contains GoLoco domain. The coding region runs from base 1 to 1149 and encodes 382 amino acids. The record is from RefSeq and is a predicted model, not a curated record. Gene Ontology annotation, molecular function: protein binding. The transcript has 4 exons. NCBI's taxonomy places the organism in Eukaryota, Oomycota, Peronosporomycetes, Peronosporales, Peronosporaceae.